CGUUCGCUUUACUCCUACAGUGCAGCACUGCAGCAUGGCAACCCUAAUCGGCCUCUCCAUACGAGUCAAGCUCAUGAGAUGCCUGCCCCGAAGAUUUAAGGUGGACAUUCGGCUAUCUCCAGGGUCUCACGCUUCGGAAGCAGAAGUGAACAAGCAGCUGAAUGACAAGGAGAGGGUAGCAGCGGCUCUUGAGAACCCUAACCUGUCAGACAUGGUCGACCGGUGCCUUGCCCCUUCCAUGUAA
Messenger RNA from Closterium sp. Naga37s-1, 244 nucleotides. The record is from the annotation of a GenBank genome assembly. NCBI's taxonomy places the organism in Eukaryota, Viridiplantae, Streptophyta, Zygnematophyceae, Desmidiales, Closteriaceae.